Perkinsus marinus ATCC 50983 is the source of this 2019-nucleotide messenger RNA. RefSeq lists its product as hypothetical. NCBI's taxonomy places the organism in Eukaryota, Perkinsozoa, Perkinsida, Perkinsidae. Bases 1 to 2019 code for a protein of 672 amino acids. The record is from RefSeq and is a predicted model, not a curated record. The transcript is spliced from 3 exons.
AUGGACGAAACUGGCAUGCACAGGCGCUUUAAGGCGAGGCCUCCUUGUCUUGCCACGUACGACAGCGCCGAGAUACUAGACCACUUCUUUGGACUAAAUGAGGAGUGCCCACCUGCUCCUGCGGCUGAGAUCACGGAUCCACCACCAACCUUGCUCGAUGACCUGGGCGGCGAGAUCACUGACCAGGACAUUGAACCAGUACUGUCGAGCCUAGCCACAAGGAAAUCCUGCGGCUGGGAUCAGAUCUUCAAUGAACAUAUCCAGUAUGCAUCCAAAAACUCUUCUUGGUUCAAGCCAGCUUUCAGGAGGAUGGUAACUGCCAUCCUUAACCUAGGACACUUUCCAAGGAUAUUCAAACGGUCUGACCUCUGCAUGAUAUAUAAAAACAACGGAAAAACUGGCUCAAAGGCCUGGAGGUCUGUAGCCUUGAUGAGCUGUCUGGGAAAGACGGCGGAGGCCGUUAUUAAGACGAGGCUUGUCGCCAGCCUAGGGCCUACACCUGCCCAUAUAUACGGAUACAGCAGUGGACGAAGCACAACCACUGCCGUCGAUUACAUAUCAGGUCCUAUUUUUGAUCCUAGACAUGAAAAGAUGGUGACCACAACAUUUGAUGUGUCCUCUGCCUUCGACAAGGUAUCCUUCAGACACAUCAUCGAUGAGGUCGUCGCCAUCACUGAAGGUCCAGCCUGGGGAUGCCUACUUAGCUCCUACCUACACGGACACCAAAUCUUCCUGGACAACCGGCACACCUUCCGUGUGGCAGGUGUGGCCCAAGGAGGUGUCUUGGCACCGGUCUGCUUCGCGGCAGCCACCUGGCGCAUGGGGGAUCGGCUCCAGGCACUCACUGGCCCAUACAGGAUACGGGUUGCCAUCUACGCUGAUGACAUUUGCGCCAAGAUCAUUGCCAAUGGGAUACUUGGAUUAUCACAAGGUCUCAAGGACGCUGUGAGCGUCAUCAAGCCUUGGACUGACAGCGCAGACCUACACCUGGAUCCAGCCAAGAACGAGACCAUCAUAGACAGUGAGAUCACAAGCGUCCUGCUCAAGGACCACCUGGAAGAUACUGACAUUCACUACAUUGCGGAGAACACCAAGUCAAGUAUCAAGUGGUUAGGACUGUGGCUGACUCCACACAACAACUGGAGGACACACAUAGACUAUGCCAUCGGGAAAGGUAAGCGUGCCUUGUCCAUGCUGAGACGUUUGUUGAUAAAGGACUGGGACUUCUCACCGAAGCUUGCACUGCUAGAAUGGAAGGUGCAUGUGAUACCGACCCUUCUAUAUGGGUCGGAAAUCUGGGGGGGUACAGCCUCCCGUAAAUGGUAUAUCGAAAAAUGUACCAAACUUGAAGCUGUAUUCGCUCGCAAGCUCUUUGGGUUGCCUCGCUCAGCACCCAAUGACCUUGCCUCGCGGAUGCUAGCCACUGUCUGCGAGCCCAUCUGGGUUCAGGCCAGAUUAAGGUUCGCUUGCUACAAACUCCACAAGGCAGGAUCGACGCAGGCACCGGUGUCGGAAAACACUCGAAAGAUCCUCGAAGGAUGGGGCGUGGACUCCAUCGAGGACAGGGAGACACUUUGCACUCCCGUCGACGGCAUCAAUCGCGGUAACGUAGCCGCGAAAACAGGCUGUGGUGUGAUUAGAUGUGCUCCAGAGGCUCCUCAUGGCUACGAAGGCAAAUCCUUCAACACCGGCCCCUACUCCAACAUCGCACAAUGCGAGCUAGCUGGCAUUGAUAACUGUCUUCAGUGGGCACAUGAACUACCACAAGACCAGGCUGACCUCUACAUAUGUCUGGAUUCACUGGCUGCCAUCAGGGGGGUACAGAAGGCGUUCAAUCAGAGGAACUCAAGAUGCACCGAGUUGGUCCACUCCAUCAUACAGAAGACAGAUGCGGGAGAGGACUUCGAAGGGCAUGGCUCUCAUAAGAGAUUCUCUCGUCGGCGCAGGCGAAACAGGUUUGAACCGCGUCAGGCGCUUCCUCAGGACGGUAGCGCCUUCGUGGAAGAGAUAAGGAGAUAA